AUGAAGCUCCCACGCCAACCAUUCCGGAGCGUUUCGCGGUGCCCACUGCAUCUCUUAUCCUCCCUCCGAGCCUCGACUGCUGUGUCAGCGAGGAGCGGAUUCCGCCUCACCAACAACACUUGGCCGAUAGCAACAACAAUCCUUUCGAGCGUCCCAGCUCUCUCUCGAAGGAGGCAAUAUGGCUCCGUCUCGGCGGCGAAUCUGACCUUUGGCCAGCCUGUGCACGAAACACAUCCUCACAUUCUCAAGCCGGGCGAGUUAACGCCCGGCAUCACGGCUCAGGAGUAUGCUGAUCGACGUGCCGCCCUCGCCGACUCGAUGGCCGAGGGAGGCAUUGCCGUCCUCAAUGCCGCCUCGCUCGCGUACAAAUCUGGCGCUGUUUUUCACCCCUAUCGACAAGAGUCCAACUUUCUCUGGCUCACGGGUUGGAGCGAAGGGGAUGUGGUCGCCGUAAUCGAGAAAACCGGCCCCAAAUGGGGCGACUACGCCUUUCGCAUGUUCGUAAAGCGCAAGGACCCCGGCGCCGAACAAUGGUCUGGCUACCGGAACGGCGUCGACGCCGCCGAGCAGGUGUUCAAUGCCGACGAGGCAAGACCCAUCGAGGAUGCCGAGGCAGCCCUGCCGCUGAUUCUUAACUCGGCCAAGGUCGUGUACGCAGAUGUCGAGGCCAGCAAGCCUGUGGCGUCCAGCUCGCUGUGGAGGUUCUUCGCCGAAAGGGAGUCUAGAACUUCGAAGGUUCCCCUAUAUCCAAUCAUGAACAAGUUGCGAGUCACCAAGAGCCCAGCCGAGGUGGCCAACAUGAGACAGGCUGGCCAAAUUUCCGGACGGGCCAUCACCGAAGCCAUGAGGCGCUCGUGGACGAAGGAGCGGGAUCUUCACGCUUUUCUCGACUAUCAGUUUAUUGUCAACGGCUGCGAUGGCCCUGCAUACAUCCCUGUCGUUGCCGGUGGUGAACGGGCCAACUGCAUACACUACACGGUGAAUAACAACAUGUUCCGCGACGGCGAGUUCAUACUGGUCGAUGCCGGCGGCGAGUAUGGCACCUACGUCACGGACAUUUCACGCACGUGGCCCGUCUCCGGCAAGUUCACGCCUGCCCAACGCGACCUCUACGAAGCCGUGCUCAAGGUGCAACGGUCCAGCGUGGCUCUCUGCUGCGAGUCGGCCAGCAUGUCCCUCGAGGACAUACACGGCAUCACCGCUCGUGGCCUGGUUGACCAACUUUGCGGCAUCGGAUUUAACGUCACCAUGAGCUCAAUCGACCAACUGUUUCCCCACCAUGUCGGCCACUACAUCGGCCUCGACGUGCAUGACUGCCCGGGGUUCAGUCGCAGGGAGAAGCUCCGCAAGGGACAGUGCGUCACCAUCGAGCCGGGUGUGUACGUGCCCGAUGACGAGCGCUGGCCAAGGCACUUUCGGGGCAUGGGCAUCCGGAUCGAGGAUAGUGUGUGCGUGGACGGGGACUCGCCAUACAUUUUGUCGACAGAAGCCGUCAAGGAGGUGGAUGACAUUGAGGCGUUGCGGUCGUAA
Messenger RNA from Drechmeria coniospora, 1530 nucleotides. RefSeq names its product xaa-pro dipeptidase app. The record is from RefSeq and is a predicted model, not a curated record. Gene Ontology annotation, cellular component: mitochondrion. Bases 1 to 1530 code for a protein of 509 amino acids. NCBI's taxonomy places the organism in Eukaryota, Fungi, Ascomycota, Sordariomycetes, Hypocreales, Ophiocordycipitaceae. The transcript is spliced from 2 exons. Gene Ontology annotation, molecular function: manganese ion binding; metalloaminopeptidase activity.